AUGAGGUGAAAAAGGGGGGAAAAACCUGAGGGGAAAAGAGCAGGAAAACCUGUGAAUGGGAGGGAGAGGAGCUGAGAAAACUGCAGAAAGAAGGUGAGGGGAAAUGGGGGAUGAAAAGGGACAAAGUGUAAGGACACAAGCCAGGAAAGUGUGAAAAGGGGACUGGAAAGGUGUGUUGGUGACAGAAAAAGGGGCAAGAGGGGAAAGGACUGGAGAGGGAAAUGAGGGACAGAAAUGGAAGGGACAGAGGCAGCAGGAACUGGAGGAAGGAGAUGACAGGAAUGGGAGAAACCCUGGAAUAAAGAGAUAAGGAGGGAGGAAAUGGUGAAAUGUGACAGAAAUGGUCGGGCUGAGGAUGGAAUAUGGGGAAUGAAGAGGAUGUCAAGGUGACAGGAGGGCACAAGCCAGUGCCCACCAUCACUGUCCCCCAUGUACCCCUGUGUCCCCACCGUGUCUCUCCAGGCUGCAGGGAUGGACCCGGACCCAUGCAGUAAGGGGCUCUACGGCCAAGACCCCCCAGGACCACCGUGUGUCCCAGUGUCCCCCUGCCCCAGGGACAAGGCAGGUGUCCCCAAGAGAGGCAGUGUCCCUGUGUCCUGCCGAGUUCCCCCCUCAGGUCCCCCUGGGGGGACCUCACAGCUGGAGGUGCUGCUGAAGCAGGUGCACUGCCAGAAGAAGGUCUGUGAGGCCACAACAGAGGAGCUGGUGAGGGCACAAGGCCGCAGUGAGGAGUUGCGCCAGGAGCUGGAGCAGCUGGAGCAGCAAAAGAAGGCACUGGAGAGGACCUGGCAGCAGGUGCAGGAGUCACUGCAGAGAGCGCAGCUGCAAGGCAAGGAGGUGGAGGCCAAAGGUCAGAGGCUCUGUGGGCUCUGCCUGGAGCAGCAGCAGGACCUGGAAGCGACAAAUCAGCAGUGGGAGCAGCUGAGAAACCUGCACCGGGAACAGAGGUGGCAGUACUGCCAGCAGCUCGAGGCCAUCAGUGAGGAGCUCAAGCACCUGCAUGUCACACAUGCUCCAGCCCACCUGAAGGCUGAACUGGCAAAGCUGGAGAAGAUGAAGGAGAAGUGGCUGAGCUUGGAGCGCCGCUUGAUGGACACCGAGGAGCAGCUGGGCCCAGAGGGAGCUGUGCUCUGGCGAUUGGUGCAGCAGGAGCAGGAGUGGGCGGGGCGACAGCUGGAGGUGGAGCUGGGCCGGCAGCAGCUGAGCCGGCAACGCCGUGACAGGUUGGCAGAGGAGCUGCAGCAGCUGCAGCACUCCCAGGAGGCUCGCCCAGAGUGACAGGGGACGAGAUGGACACACCCCAUGGGACACCUGUGGCACCUGUGCGACACCUCUGUGUGUCACCUGCGGGCCACCUGUGUCCUGCCAUGUUCUCAUGUACCCCAUUCUCCGUUGUUCUCCCCGCCAUGUCCCCCUAUGUCCCCCCAGGUCCCCAUGUCCCCUCACAUCCCAAUGUCCCCAAUGUCCCCAGUUCCCCCUAUGUUCCCCCCAAUGUCCCCCAUGUCCCCUCACAUCCCGA
Messenger RNA from Zonotrichia leucophrys gambelii, 1519 nucleotides. Its product is annotated as synaptonemal complex central element protein 1-like. The record is from RefSeq and is a predicted model, not a curated record. Bases 430 to 1278 code for a protein of 282 amino acids. Gene Ontology annotation, cellular component: synaptonemal complex. Gene Ontology annotation, biological process: synaptonemal complex assembly. The transcript is spliced from 10 exons. NCBI's taxonomy places the organism in Eukaryota, Metazoa, Chordata, Aves, Passeriformes, Passerellidae.